AUGAAGUUCACCCUGGGCCUGGGGUCGCGGGCGUGGAGAGUGUCCUGGGAGCGGGCAACAGCGGAGGGGGCAGGCCCUGGGGCGGGCGGUGGCGCGCUCCGCGGCGGCGCACUGCGCGUCUCCAACCCGCGGCCCGGCCGCCGCGGAUCUAGGCUCGCGCACGCCCUCCCUCUAUGCCUCUCCGGUGGUGGCGGCGCCCGAGCUCUCCCGGACUGCUCCGGGCCCAGCCCCCGCCGCCCCGGCGCCAGGCGACUGGUUGGCUCACGCGCUAUGGAGCAGACGUACGGCGAAGUGAACCAGUUGGGCGGCGUGUUCGUCAAUGGCCGCCCCCUGCCCAACGCCAUUCGCUUGCGCAUUGUGGAAUUGGCACAGCUGGGCAUCCGACCCUGUGACAUCAGUCGGCAGCUCCGCGUCUCUCACGGUUGCGUGAGCAAGAUUCUGGCGCGCUACAAUGAGACGGGCUCCAUUCUACCGGGGGCCAUCGGGGGCAGCAAACCUCGCGUUACCACCCCCAACGUAGUAAAGCAUAUCCGGGACUACAAGCAGGGUGAUCCCGGCAUCUUUGCCUGGGAGAUCCGCGACAGACUGCUGGCCGACGGCGUCUGCGACAAGUACAAUGUACCCUCGGUGAGCUCCAUCAGUCGCAUCCUGCGCAACAAGAUUGGCAGCCUAGCGCAACCCGGCCCGUACGAGACAAGUAAGCAGCCGCCGCCGCAGCCUGCGCUGCCUUAUAACCACAUCUACCAGUAUCCCUACCCAAGCCCGGUGUCGCCCACCGGUGCUAAGAUGGGCAGUCAUCCCGGGGUGCCGGGCUCUGCGGGCCACGUCAGCAUCCCACGUUCAUGGCCUUCGGCACAUUCGGUCAGCAACAUCCUCGGCAUCCGGACAUUUAUGGAGCAAACAGGGGCCCUGACCGGUAGUGAAGGCUCCGCCUAUUCCCCCAAGAUGGAAGAGUGGGCCAGCGUGAACCGCACGGGCUUUCCUGCCACCCCAGCAGUAAAUGGGCUGGAGAAACCUGCCUUGGAAGCGGACAUUAAAUACACUCAGUCGGCCUCCGGCAUCUCAGCAGUAAGCGGCUUCCUCCCGGCCUGCGCUUACCCUGCCUCCAACCAACACAGCGUGUAUAGCGCGCCAGGCGGCGGGUACCUUGCUCCCGGUCCGCCUUGGCCACCGGCGCAGGGACCCCCGCUGGCGCCCACCGGGGCCGGCGUCACAGUACAUGGCGGGGAGCUUGCCGCAGCAAUGACCUUCAAGCAUCCUAGUCGAGAAGGUGAGGGGCACAGCCUUCCAGCCCGGGCGGCAAGGCCCCAGACGCCCUCAGUAGCUUACACGGACUUCCUAUCCCGGCCUCGACCUCCUAGGGGCAGCUCUUCCUCGAGCCCCAGCCAGAGCCUGAGGAAACUGCGGACGGGCGGGCGGCCCGGGGCGCUCCGCUCCGCAGCGGUGGCGAGCCGCGCGGAGAGACCCUAGGACACGCAGAGGAGGAAGCCGACCCCGGCCGGCGGGGACACAUUUGGUCACCCCCUGGCCACGUCCUGCCUCUAGCCUGGCCCGCACACUUCCUUUAUGGGCCGGAAUAUUUUGGCUUUUCUGAACUUUGGCUUUAGACUGUUGCAUCCUUGUCGAGAUUCUUGCUUCGACGUGGUGUCCCUUGCCCUGUCAGACUCAAAUUUCCUUUUCUUUUUUGUCCUCCUUUUCUGCUCUUCCUCCCAUCUUCCUCCCUCUUCUUUCUCUCUCUCCCUCCUCCCUCUUUUCUUUGUUUCCUUUUCUCGUCUUCCAUCUCAUCCUACUUUAUCUUUCCCUCCCUCCCUUUCUUCACUUUGCCCUCUCCCCCACCUCUUUCCUUCUUUAUUCUCUCCUCCUCCCCUUUCUCUACUGUCUAUUGGUCCACGCUUUUCUCUUUCUGUUUUUCCUCUUUUAUCUUUGGGGGCUUUCUUUCCUUUCAUCUGUACAGCUUCCCUCAACCCCCACCUUUCCCAAUCUGGAAAGCCCCAGACCAGUGUUGUGACAGUUCCUUCUCUGAAACCCCCAACCCUUUGGGUCCCUCAGGUCUAAGGGAUCCUGGAACCUAGGAAGUGGGCAGAGAAGCCACAGCCUUUUUUAAUUUUUUAUUUUGGUAGUGCUGGGUAUGGAAUUCAGGAUCUGGUACCUGCUAGACAAGACUUACAUCACUGAACUACAUUCCCCAGUCCUGCCAUAGUUUCAUUUUAUGUUUUUUAAUAACAAACCAGAACACAGCCUUGAUGUUCAAACUGUCUUCUUUCCCCAAUAUAUUGGUGGAAGUCUGUAUUUUCUCAGUGCUCAGUGGCUGGGCUUCUCUUUGCUUCUGAGAUGAUGUCAUUCCAAAGAAGAUUGGGGUAAGAGUAAAGGACAGAGUAAGGGACACUGGGGCUAUUGGUGUUUUCAGUAAUUAGAAAACUGGGUAUCCUGGAGGAGGCUCCUCCUACCCCUUCACUCCCAACACUUGGGUAACUGACAAAUGGUAAAGGCAUUGGCAUUGAUUUUGGUGUUUGGGGACCAAAAUGAUUGUUAAUUUAAACCACA
Messenger RNA from Sciurus carolinensis (gray squirrel), 2544 nucleotides. RefSeq names its product paired box 1 (gene Pax1). The transcript has 5 exons. The record is from RefSeq and is a predicted model, not a curated record. Gene Ontology annotation, biological process: regulation of transcription by RNA polymerase II; anatomical structure development. Lineage: Eukaryota; Metazoa; Chordata; Mammalia; Rodentia; Sciuridae. The coding region runs from base 1 to 1470 and encodes 489 amino acids. Gene Ontology annotation, molecular function: RNA polymerase II cis-regulatory region sequence-specific DNA binding; DNA-binding transcription factor activity, RNA polymerase II-specific.